AUGGGUAUGUAUGUGGGGAGGCCUGUCAUGCAAAGCAAACGCCGGGUUGAUGAGUUUUCGUCCGUACUCGCCACAAAACGCCAUCAGACAUUCGGAAAUGGCUGUGAAAUGCCCGAAACACAGGGAAAAGAAGAACACCGUACGCUUUUGCUGCGGAAUCUGACACCUGCCGUUACGGAGGCAGACGUCAGAUCUGUUAUGCAACCGUUUUCAGAAGAUUUGACACUCAAAAUUCUAAUGUUCCCUCAUCAGGGAAAUGCCUUUGUAGAGUUUCCCACUUCAGGCGACGCCCAAGCUGCGCUGAAUUUCAUGCAACAACACCCAGUCCUAGUCAAGGGAAUACCCAUCAAUGUCAUCCUCUCCAAACGUCCCACACUCUCCAAUAAAAACCAUUCUCAUAAAAUACACAACGAAAAUGGUUUGGGUAGAAACAAUGAACUGAACAAGGCCACUGGUCCCACUAAGAUCCUCCUAGUGUCAAUAACAAAUCUGGUAUACCCAGUUGAUAUUGAGUUGAUACACUUUUUGUUCAGCAAAUUUGGGACUGUGAAUAAAAUAGUGUGUUUUUCGAAAAACCCUGCCACGUUUCAGGCAUUUGUGCAAUUCGAGCAUCAUUCGCAGUCAAAGGAAGCCCUAGCGGCCUUGAAUAAUCGCAACAUAUACAGUGACUGCAAUACGAUCCACGUCUCCUACUCAAAUAUGGAGGACUUGAUAGUCAAGUCUAACAGUGCUAGGUCUUGGGACUAUACCAGUGCUCCGCUGCUAGACCGCCCUCCCGAUUACCUGAGGGGGAGGGGGCAAAGGGGGAAGGCAGAUAUUGAUAAGGGGAUAAUACCAGGGUUUCAGGAUCAAAGAUUUUCCAACGGCCUUCAAUUCCACUCACAAUUUUUUCCCCAACCUCUCUCCCAGCACUUGCCCCGAGAAUUGCGUGAGUCUAUGAUAGACGUAAACAAUCCUAGACAAACCCCGGUUAUUAUAUGUUACAACCUUCCUGGUUAUAUCGAUUCUAACAAGAUUUUCAAUCUUUUCAGCAUCUAUGGCUGCGUUUCUCGGAUAAAGAUAUUACGAGACAAGCCAGACGCGGCGCUUAUUCAGUACACCAGUCCUAUAUAUGCUUCCUUGGCCAAUGUAUUUUUACAGCGCCAACAAGUAUUCGGGAAGGAGUUACAAAUUUCCUUUUCGAAGAAUAUGGAAGUGAAGAUGCCACUGCCAGUACAAAUGCAAUCUGAAGAUGUGGAAGGAUCAAAAAAGACCGUCCAGUUCAACAUGCGUGACCAGAGAUAUGGCACUGAUGAGAUGCAAAGGUAUAUCAAGGGGGCUUGCAAACCAACAAAAACAGCCUUCAUUGCCAAUCUUUCCCUUGGUGUUACCGAGGAGGAGCUGCGAGAUAUAAUUAGUGCAUCUGGAAAUGUCGUUAAAGUCCGCAUAAAAUCCCAUAAGGAAUCCGCUAAAACGCAGCUGGCAUUGGUUGAAAUGGAGACUAUAGAUCAGACCAUUUUGUGUGUUAUGAACUUGCAUAAUACACUCGUAAGGGAUAGAUCUAUCAAAAUCGCCUUCUCAAAAUCUACCAUUGAUGAUUGA
Molecule: messenger RNA, 1581 nt
Organism: Babesia microti strain RI
Lineage: Eukaryota; Apicomplexa; Aconoidasida; Piroplasmida; Babesiidae
Product: RNA recognition motif. (a.k.a. RRM RBD or RNP domain)
Exons: 1
Coding region: 1-1581 (526 amino acids)
Biological process (GO): regulation of RNA splicing
Cellular component (GO): nucleus
Molecular function (GO): mRNA binding
Source: RefSeq, a predicted model, not a curated record